AUGGCAGUUGAUCACAGAGCAUCAGCUGAUCACAGAGCAGCAGCUGAUCACAGAGCAGCAGCUGAUCACAGAGCAACAGCUGAUCACAGAGCAGCAGUUGAUCACAGAGCAACAAUUGAUCACAGAGCAGCAGCUGAUCACAGAGCAACAAUUGAUCACAGAGCAUCAGCUGAUCACAGAACAACACAUGACCCCAGGGCUGGAGCUCCCAUUAUAGGUCCUGGAACUUCUAUUAUAGGUCCUGGAGCUCCCAUUAUAGGUCCUGGAACUUCCAUUAUAGGUGCUGGAACUUCCAUUAUAGGUGCUGGAGCUCCCAUUAUAGGUGCUGGAGCUCCCAUUAUAGCUGCUGGAGCUCCCAUUAUAGGGCCUGGAGCUCUCAUUAUAGGGCCUGGAGCUCUCAUUAUAGGUCCUGUAGCUUCCAUUAUAGGUGCUGGAGCUCCCAUUAUAGGUGCUGGAGCUCCGAUUAUAGGUCCUGGAGCUCCCAUUAUAGUUCCUGGAGCUCGUAUUAUAGGUCCUGGAGCUCCCAUUAUAGUUCCUGGAGCUCCUAUUAUAGGUCCUGGAGCUGCUCCCAUUAUAGGUGCUGGAGCUCCCAUUAUAGGUCCUGGAGCUCCCAUUAUAGGUCCUGGAGCUCCCAUUAUAAUUCCUGGAGCUCCCAUUAUAGAUCCUGGAGCUCCCAUUAUAGGUGCUGGAACUUCAUCUGGAGCUCACAACGUCACUACAACAUAUAUUGAACGCAAAGUGAACACAAAGGUAUAUCUUGAACGCAAAGUGUCUGAAAUUGAAACUAAAGAGAGAGUUUAA
Procambarus clarkii (red swamp crayfish) is the source of this 801-nucleotide messenger RNA. NCBI's taxonomy places the organism in Eukaryota, Metazoa, Arthropoda, Malacostraca, Decapoda, Cambaridae. The record is from RefSeq and is a predicted model, not a curated record.